AUGUUGUUCCCACUGGAAAUAUGGGACAUCAUCAUCACCUAUGCCGACAUUGACGCUCUAGUCCGCCUCUCGGGUGUAAGCAGCUACUUUCUAAAAAGCUGUGAGCCGUAUCUGGAGACUGCCUCCCGGGCAUGCUUUCCCUGGGCACAGAAAUCUCUCCUGGGCGAACCAGAUGGAAGUGAAGGAACCUGGAGACUCUCUGCACUUCGUAUCAUUGCGAUGCGACAUUUACGACCAGACUUCAUCAACCCUACAGGAACCCAGAAGAACUGCAAAGAUACUCCUCUCAGACGAUUCCCAGACUUCAACAGCAAUGACCAUACCUCAAGACCAUUCUUUUACGACGCGACACACACGGUGAUAAAGGGAGUACCACUUGAUGAUGUGGCCAAAGCGGAUGCUCCUCCACAGGCUAACCCUGCCCCUGCUCCGUCUAACUCUGCUCUGAUAUAUCCCGUGGGGGGAGACACUCUUCGUGGUAAUCGCAGAUCUCUUUGGACGUCUGCUUCGGAGCCUACAGAAACAGAGGGACACUUCUACCAGGUCUACUCAGAUCUCAACGGGUAUUACUUGAAGGUGUACUUGGAGGUUAUCGAUAAGACCACAUUUAAGUCGAGGCUGUUUCAGGUUCCAAUCGACGACGAUACAGAACGGCCUCUCGACGCUGUGUCGGCUCAUAACGACCGUCUAUUUGUGACAGUAGCAAAAAGAAGAUCGUUCCUAGUGUUUUACUUCAACCCCAACACGGCUAAGUUCUAUUUGGUGCUUCGAGCCACGGGUCACUACGGCAUGUUCACACAAAACAGAGUGCUUGCUGAUUUAAACACCAUUCGUGUACUCUCCCAUGAAGGCUACUUCUUCAACUAUGAACUCCAUGGUCUCUACACUGCUCCCGACUUUGAGCCCAAAACAAUCAUAGGUUUCACUUCAAACUCACCGAAAUGGUCUCACUUCUGCUACCUCUCACAUCCCCGUUCGAAGCUGAAAAGCACACGGUACGUCGCUUGGUUUGCUGACGCUAACGAUUUUGACCUCAGAAAGAACCGCCAGUCGCUCAUGUGUGUUGUCGCUGACCUAAAGGAGUACAGGAUGUGGCGGGUACCUAUGCACUGUGCGCUGUUGGUUGUAGGACUGUACCAUAACACCAUUGGCUGCUGGCUUCUGGACAAGGAUAUGCUGGUUACCCCUACACGGGGUAGACGAAAACUUUUGCUGGAAAAGACUGUCGCCAAGUGGAGAAGCGACCCUGAAGAAUUCUGGGUCAUCAAGUGA
This is a messenger RNA of Yarrowia lipolytica CLIB122, 1272 nucleotides long. RefSeq lists its product as uncharacterized. The record is from RefSeq and is a predicted model, not a curated record. NCBI's taxonomy places the organism in Eukaryota, Fungi, Ascomycota, Dipodascomycetes, Dipodascales.